Schistosoma mattheei is the source of this 4291-nucleotide messenger RNA. The record is from the annotation of a GenBank genome assembly. Lineage: Eukaryota; Metazoa; Platyhelminthes; Trematoda; Strigeidida; Schistosomatidae.
UAAUCCUUUAGGUAAAUGAAAUAAUGUUGUGUUUUUAGAGUGAGUCUUUUAGAGCGCAAUUUCAAACAUGAGGGCCUGGCGCUUCACCUCUGCCGUUUGCAGAUCAGGAUUCCAAAGAUGCGUAUUACCGCGAAAUAUCCUGCACGCUUUAUCUGUAUCCAAUAAAAUUUUUGGAAAUCAACCGCUUGCAUACCCAUGUCUAGCUCAAACACGGUCGAUAAAAAUUCUGCUCUCUAAACCUGAAGUGGAAAGUAAAGUUUUAGCUGUCUGUUCUGCGUUCGAUAAAAUCCAGUCCGAUAAGCUUACGCUUGAUUCUUCGUUUAUCAAAGAUCUCGGUCUUGAUAGUCUGGACCACAUAGAAGUAAUUAUGGAAAUCGAAAAUGAGUUCCGUAAGUUCUUUAAAUCUACAAAAUGUGUUGUUUCUUAUGCAAACGGAGAUUUAGAUUAUUGUCGUUUCUCGAGUGUCCUAAGUCUUUACAUCCGCCGGUAUUCAGACUUGUGCAGUCAAGACAGAAAGCCUACUGCCUAUGUUAUUUCUUUUCCAGUAUGCUCCUGUAAGUAUCUAGUCUUUACUUAAAUGAGUUGGUUAAAGGUUCGGACACCACUGCUUCGGGUAAAAAGUGUGAAACAUGUAUGCUACGGAUAUUUUGUUCGUUCUUGGUCCUCAUACUCACUUGCUAUGUCCUCUGAGAUGUCCAGAUCCUGUGAGAAGAAAGAGAGAAUAUAUUAGGUCCGAAAUCAUUUCUUAGUAUUCUAUGCAUUAAAAUCAAUCACUUAAUCUGCGGUAGGACAGAGUAGAGAAAUUAGCUUUUUAAGCCUUUCGUUGUAUGUUAAACUCCGGAGUUCUGGAAUUGCACUGGUAGCUUCUCUCUGCACGUUUUCCAGUAUAUCCGAGUCACCUCUAGAACGGAAGCUUGCAGCCGAACUCACUUCUCAGGUUUAGUUCUCACUGAGAUUGUGUAUACUGUAGUGAACAUAUUAGUAUCUAACAUGGUGAAUGUCCAACUGACAGUUCAUAGGGUCCUAAACGUCUUAGCUACAACCUCCCGGCAGUGGUCCUUUGUCUAAAGACCAUGGUUUACUGUCCUUGUGAGACCAGACUACGGGUACAGGCACUUCCCCUAUGCUAUAUCUAUUUACCUUAUCAAAGUGCAUGUAAACACACUUGGGCACAUUAAAGGGUAUCAGCCACUUUUUAGACCAGCUGAUCACAAUAUUUAAGUUUGUCUGAACUACGCAUGUAUCUGCGUCUCCUGAUAUUUUUACAUCUUCGGCGUAUAGUAUCGUUGGGGAAUUAACUAUUUUUGGGAUUUCACUUACAUACAGUAUAAAAGGUAAAAGAUUUAGGACAGCCUCACGGUCCUCCACUACGUACUAGUUUCCAUUUGGAACUUCUGGAAUUUAUUCUUACUUUUUGUCUACGAUCUACUAGGAAAUCCUUAACCCAUUUCCGGAGAGGUUCGCAAUGCCUAGAUUUCCCAGCUUCAAGAUCAGUAUUUCUGUUGGUACCUUAUCAAACGCUUUGCUGACGUUUUUGUGGACAACACCCACUGAUUUUUUGUUGUCUAGAGCCUCUAUCCGUUGUUCCUUUGCUACAAAAAGAUUUAUUUUGCAAGAUAAACCUUUCCUGAAACCGCGUUGUUUGCUGUUUAACAAAUUGUUGGUUUCCACGGAUGUAAUUAUGGCCUUUGUGACUUUUCACACUGGUGAACCAGAAAGGUUUGUAGCUUGAUCCUUUUUUGUAUUGAAUUGAUGAUUGCAUCCUUCAGUUUGCAGGUAACUCACCUUGACCACGUGAUAUAUUGGAUAUCACAGUUAGUGGGGCUUUAAUUUUUCUCAAGAUUUUGGGGUGUAGUUCAUCCGAUCUUGUUGGCUUUUCCGUGACUAAAGUUAUAAGGGCUUUAAGCACAUCGUCUCGAUCAAAGUCCACGGUAAACAGACGGUUUGUCGACUUUGUUUUUGGGUCUAGUUCUUCAUCUAAAAGAGGCUCGAAAUAGUUUGCCAUAAUAUCUGCUUUUUCCUAAUCAUUCUCUAUCAUUUGAGAUACACUGCCUUUCGUAAUUAGGUUGGGAAUCCAAUGCUGCGUCCUUGUUCUGUAAUUAAUGUGCGAUAAUAGCCUCUUAGGUUACUUAUUUGGACACAUAAAUAUUGGUACAAGAGGACACCAAAUAUAUAGCGCCACACAAAACAAUGAGAAUUUGAAGAGAAAAAAAGAAGGUGUUAAAAAUUUCUAUCGAAUCAAAUUUACAUCUUCCCAGCCCCUAUAUUUUAUCUAUUUAAACACAAAUAUUGAUACAAAAGGGCACCAAAAUAUAUAUUGGCCACACAAAUAGGUAAAUGAAAUUGUGAAGAGCGAGAAAGGAGUCUCAACAUAAUAAAUAAGUUGAACUAAGUUAAUGAGAGUAAAAAAUAAUGGGCGAUGCAGUUUCGUUAUGAAAAACAUAUCCAGAAAGGAAACUUUCAGUUACAGAAGUCCCUCUCACUUUUAUGAAAAAAUUAAAAAAAAUUACAACAGGGCCACCACUAGCCUCUAUUCUAAGCCAUCGAUGACAUUCUAGAAACAGCUCUGAUGGAUGUAAGUAACGGCGGUGUGGAUCUGCUGCCCGGAGAAAAACUUAUCGACCUUGAGUAUGCGGAUGAUAUUGUCUUACUGUGCGAUAAUGCCCAAGCCAUGCAACCCGCACUUAAUCAGUGUCCGUAGGUAUGGUAUGUGCUUUGCACCUUCGAAGUGCAAAGUACUUCUACAAAACUGGCGGGAUUCUAACCCUGUACUCACUCUGGAUGGUGAGCAGAUAAAAGUAGUCAAGAAGUUCGUGUAUCUAGCUAGCUGCAUAAGUGCUGGUGGUGGCGUGAGUGAUGAAAUCAAUGCACGUAUAGUGAAAGCCAGAGCGGUUUAUGCCAAUCUGGGCCAUCUUUGGCGCCUUCGUGAUGUUAGUAUGGCUGUGAAAGGUCGGUUGCAAGACUGGAAGGACCCUGACCAUCGACAUCGGUGGUUUGGAAAUGCCUUACGAAUGUCGUCCCAGUGAAUUCCACAUCGUGCAUUAUUUGCCGACACUAGAACCGGUUGAAAAAAAGCGGAGGAGUGGUCAGUUUAUGGCAUGGUGUCGUGGUAUGAGAGAAAGCUGUGCAGGAAUGACUUCUGAUGGUCCUUCACGUCUCCCUGGUUGAGGUUCUAGAGAUGGUGCAAUACAGUGGCUUUAGAUAUUAUCAUAAUAGAAGCCAAUGUUGGUUCUGCUGUAACUUUCUCCAUAAGAAAUGGACGUAACUUCCUUAACUGGAAGAAUUCUUUCUGGUUGUAUUUUUGCUAACUGGACUGCCUCUCCCAUCACUAUUAUUUCACUCUCAUACACUAUUCGUUGUUGUUAUUCUUAUAAUACGCACUGUACAUUCUCUAUUUCUUCACAUUCUCAUUGUUAUUGUGUGGUACAUAUGUGUUUGGUGCUCCCUUAUACCGAUGAUUAUGUGCUCAGAUAAGUAAAUAAAUAGAUAGCCUACGAAGCAAAUAUUCCCAGCAAGUAAAGUCAUGUGUUAUCCCUUUUUUUAUAAACUACCAGUACUACUCGGAACAUUCUACGUAGUUUAGUUUGUCAAGCUUAUACUACCUAUAUUGUUUUUAUAACUCAUUUUCCCUAGUUAAGUUCGUCUAUUGUUUUCGUACAUUGUCAGUCUAUCCAUAUCUCACUUAUUUUGUGCCUUAAAUUUUUUUUCAGGGUUUGAAAUAAGUGAUGUGGAUGCCGAAAAAUUGCACACACCUCGUGAUAUUGUGGAACAUGUGUAUCAUUCAAUUAAGAAAGCAGAACCUGCAAAUUAAGAUACUGGUGAAAUAUUAAAACAAUUCUAAUUAUUACUAAAAACACUCUAGACCAUAUAUUAUUGUAGAUAUUGUUCUCCUGAACACGCUACUUUUCAAUUUAUGAAGGGUGCUUGAGCUCAUAGAAGAAUGUCUCUAUCUUUCUCCAGAACCUUGUCAUAUUAUAUCACUAGGUCGUCAAUUGAAGUUGUCUCAUAGUAACACAUAUUUAAAUGUAUUAAGGAAAUCAGUAGUUUGGUUAUGUUAACUUUACAAAUACUGUCUUAACAUUCGUUGCGCUUAACUAUGAUUUUUUUUCAAAUAUGGAUAUGAAACAAAGUUAUAGUUAACAUACGCUUUGUCGUGAUUAGGUGGAUGAAACUAUUAAAAAUAAAUUUGAAAAGAACACAAGUUUCUGGAACUCAUUUUGUAUUUUGCCAGCCAUAGGGAUCAAUACCCAAUCUCGCCAGACAACACAUUUUUUAAGAAACUCGUGUCUAU